This is a messenger RNA of Saccostrea cuccullata (small rock oyster), 2583 nucleotides long. Its product is annotated as dnaJ homolog subfamily C member 7-like. Gene Ontology annotation, molecular function: protein binding. The record is from RefSeq and is a predicted model, not a curated record. NCBI's taxonomy places the organism in Eukaryota, Metazoa, Mollusca, Bivalvia, Ostreida, Ostreidae.
GCCCAUAUAUUAGUAUGACCCGACAUAAACUUCCAGUUGAUUCUCGCGAGAUUCCCUUACGUAGAAGUUGGUUUCGUCAAAAUGUCCUCGGAAACUCCUAUGGAAGAGGACCCCAGUCCACAGACAGAAUUUCAUUCGGGAGAAUUAUUAAAGACAAACAUUGAUGCUGAGAAUAAGAAAGCUGAAGGAAAUGCAUUUUAUUCAAAGAAGCAGUAUAAAGAAGCAAUACAGUGUUAUACAGAAGCCAUUGAUUCAUGUCCUAACUGUGCUGCUUACUAUGGGAAUCGUGCUGCUGCCUAUAUGAUGCUGAAUAGGUAUAAAGAUGCACUGCAUGACAUCAGAGAAGCACUUAGGAUUGACAAGGAAUUUGUGAAAGGUUACCUCAGAGAAGGAAAAUGUUACCUUGCUUUAGGAGAGCCCCAGGCUGCCCUCUGUAGCUUCAGAAAGGUCCUGGAACUGGAUCCAAACAAUGCAGCAGCAAAGACAGAUAUUGAAAUUGCAAAUGGAGUGAUGAAAUUUGAAACAAUGGCAGAAGAAGACUUUCAAAAAGAAGACUUCAGAAAGGCUGUAUUCUGUAUGGAUCAGUGUCUACAGAAAUGUCCAGCAUGUAUCAAGUUUAAACUGAAGAAAGCAGAGGCUUUGGCAAUGCUAGGCAGAUAUCAAGAGGCCCAGGAAAUUGCCAAUGAUGUGUUACAAAGAGAAGAUCCCAUGAACUCGGAUGCCCUAUAUGUGCGGGGUUUAUGUCUGUAUUAUGAGGAUAUGGUAGAUAAAGCCUUCCAGCAUUUCCAACAAGUUCUGAGGCUAGCACCAGACCAUGCCAAGGCAAAAGGAGUCUAUAAAAAAGCAAAGUCACUUAAAGCAAAGAAAGAAGAAGGCAAUUCAGAGUUCCGUUUAGGAAACUUGGAUAAAGCACAUGAUUUAUAUACAGAAGCUUUAGAGAUAGAUCCCCUUAAUAAUUCAACAAACUCCAAGUUAUAUUUCAACAGAGCUACAGUAUCAUCCAAAUUAAAUCAAGUGCAAGAUGCCAUAAAUGACUGCUCAAAAGCAAUAGAACUUGAUGACAUGUAUAUCAAAGCAUAUUUAAGGAGGGCAAAAUGUUACAUGGACUUAGAACAGUAUGAGGAAGCUGUCAGGGAUUACGAGAAAGUCUAUAAAAAUGAUAAAUCAAGAGAAAAUAAGCGACUUCUUCAAGAUGCAAAGCUUGAGCUGAAAAAGAGCAAAAGGAAAGACUAUUAUAAAAUCCUUGGUGUCUCCAAAACUGCUUCUGUGGAUGAAAUUAAAAAGGCAUACAGGAAGCGGGCAUUAAUCCAUCACCCAGACCGACAUAGUCAUGAUACACCCGAGAAACAAAAGGAGGAAGAGCGGAAGUUUAAGGAGGUUGGAGAGGCCUACUCUGUGUUAUCUGAACACACUUUUUUAGGAAAUAAACAGCGGUAUAACUAUCUUGAUGACUUAGAAGGACCUGGUGGAUUUGACCAUGUGGAUCCCAAUGUGAUAUUCCAGACCUUCUUUGGUGGUGGAGGAGGAUUUGGUGGUGGGGGUGGUUUCCCUGGUGGUUUCUCUUUCCAGUUCGGAUGAUCAUGAUUUUACAACAGCAGACAAGGGAAUUUGAUUAUGUACCGAUACACAGAGAGAAUCUGCCCACCAGUCAUUCACACCUUCAUAGAAAUAUAGGUCAGCCAGAUGUACACCUUGGUUGAGAAUCAUUUCAGAAAUCUGACAGUGUAUUUCAUUGUUAAUCUAUGUUAAUUCAUUAGGAAUCAUUGUCCUAUAUAAGGAAUGGCCUUUCCAGAUUUGUUUUUUUUUUUCAAGACUAGGAUUGUAAAUUGCUCACUUCUGUGCUGUCUCCAAUUUGCAUGCUUUUUCUUUUAUUUUUACUUUUAAAAACUAUUGUAUUAUUAUCGACAAAAUAUGCAUUCUCUCAUGUAUGUUUCUUCAGAUUGUAGAGCAAUUCUGAAACAAAGGCUGCACUUUCAUAAUUAUCAUUUGAAGCAUGCACUCAUCUGCUUUAUCUCCCUUGCCUUGCAUUGUAACAUAUUUCCUAUUGUACAAUGUACAAUGUGUGUCUGUUGGGCUCCGUGAGACCCAACCAUACACAGGACAUUAUUAUCAUUAUUGUACACUCAUGAACUGAACUAGAGGAUGUUUUAUGUUCGUUUUUAAACAUGUAUUGUGGAGUACUUGAAAAGAAUCAGAAAAUUAUAUUUUAAUCAAUGUUGCAUGUUAGUUAAAAAUCUGUUUUAUAUUCAGUAAUUUUCUGAUUUUUUUUUUUAGAAAAUAUUUCAUAGUAUUUCUUUACCCAUAAUACAAAAAAGUACAUAUGUAUCAAAUGUAUUUUAUGGUGUUCAUUAUCUUUGCUUUUUGAAGUAUCCAUUGAUCUUAAGGUUUUGUUACAAAUUAGGAGUAUUGAGUAGGAAUGAGUAUGAAAGAACGGGAGAAAGAAUAAAGUGAAAAUGAACAUGUACAUUUGUUGUAAAGUUACUUGAUGAAUGCUGUGAUUAUUGCAAUGUUUUUUUGUUCAUAUUUAUGUAAUGUAAAUCUGAGUUGUGUCAACAAGGUCUAAUAAAAGAUCUCCUUUGUCUA